AUGAGUACUGUGGAAAGUAGCAAGCCGAAGAUCAUCAAUGGUUCUUGUGGUUAUGUUCUAGAAGACGUUCCUCAUCUCACCGAUUACCUUCCUGGUCUUCCUACAUAUCCUAAUCCAUUGCAAGACAAUCCAGCAUACUCAGUGGUCAAGCAAUACUUUGUUGAUGCUGAUGACAGUGUUCCUCAGAAGAUCGUUGUUCACAAGGACGGUCCAAGAGGAAUUCAUUUUAGACGAGCCGGGCCACGUCAAAAGGUCUACUUCGAAUCUGACGAAGUGCAUGCUUGCAUAGUUACCUGUGGAGGUCUUUGUCCCGGCCUUAACACCGUGAUUAGGGAAAUAGUGAGCAGUCUCUCGUAUAUGUAUGGAGUGAAGAGAAUACUGGGAAUAGAUGGUGGGUAUAGAGGCUUCUAUGCUAAGAAUACUGUCCCCUUGGACUCUAAAGUUGUGAAUGAUAUCCAUAAGCGAGGAGGGACUAUCCUCGGGACCUCACGAGGUGGCCACGAUACCGUAAAGAUAGUUGACAGCAUUCAAGAUCGAGGAAUUAAUCAGGUUUACAUUAUAGGAGGAGAUGGAACACAGCGAGGAGCAUCGGUUAUAUUUGAGGAAAUUAGACGACGUGGCCUGAAAGUUGCAGUUAUUGGAAUCCCGAAAACAAUCGAUAAUGACAUACCUGUGAUAGACAAAUCUUUUGGGUUUGACACAGCUGUAGAAGAGGCUCAACGAGCUAUUAACGCAGCGCAUGUGGAAGCCGAGAGUAUAGAGAACGGUAUCGGGGUUGUCAAGCUUAUGGGUCGCUACAGUGGGUUCAUAGCGAUGUACGCUACUCUAGCAAGCAGAGAUGUGGACUGCUGUUUGAUUCCGGAGUCGCCUUUUUACCUGGAAGGAGAAGGCGGACUGUUUGAGUACAUAGAGAAACGGCUCAAGGAGAGCGGUCACAUGGUGCUUGUGAUUGCAGAAGGUGCAGGACAAGAUCUAAUGUCCAAGAGCAUGGAAUCUAAGACUCUCGAGGAUGCAUCUGGUAACAAACUUCUUAAAGAUGUUGGUCUUUGGCUGUCACAAAGCAUCAAGGAUCAUUUUAAUCAGAAGAAGAUGGUGAUGAACCUCAAGUACAUUGAUCCAACAUACAUGAUACGGGCUGUUCCUAGCAAUGCGUCAGACAAUGUUUAUUGUACACUUCUGGCUCAGAGCGCAGUGCAUGGUGCAAUGGCUGGUUACACUGGCUACGUCAGUGGUCUAGUGAACGGAAGACAAACCUACAUUCCCUUCUACAGAAUAACGGAGAAACAGAACCAUGUGGUGAUCACAGACAGGAUGUGGGCGAGGCUGCUGUCUUCGACGAACCAGCCGAGUUUCUUGAGCCCAAAAGAUGUCUCUGAUGAUAAAGAGAAGCCCAUGUCGGCGCUCCUGGACGAUGGCAACUGUAACGGCUCCGUCGAUGUUCCUCCGGUCACCAAAGAGAUCACCAAGUGA
Thlaspi arvense is the source of this 1470-nucleotide messenger RNA. The record is from the annotation of a GenBank genome assembly. NCBI's taxonomy places the organism in Eukaryota, Viridiplantae, Streptophyta, Magnoliopsida, Brassicales, Brassicaceae.